GACCGUUUACCAGCGAUCACCUUAAAGAGAUCCGACAGGGCAUACAAAAUUUCCAGCAAAACGUCGGCGAAAGAGAUGCACACGAGGAGUUUGCAGCUGCAUCGCGCGUUUUGCAAUUCGUUCCAGAUAAGACUUCGGAAAUUGUAAGCGGAGUGGGUGGACGAGGACAAACAGGCGUUUACACUUCCCACCAGUUUUUGUCACCAACAGAUCAGCUUCAGAUAGCUUAUGUCGAUGAUUCCAGAAGUAGGACUCAUGAAGCACAAAAAGCAUUUUUAACUCCAUCGGCCAGCUCGUCCACGUCUGCAACAACGAAGACGGCCGAGGCUACGGAGGUCAAGAAUGAAGAAUUAGCGGUACUAAGAGCAGAGGAGGAAGAAGAUGUUGUGAUCGGAACAGACCCAAAAACGUACUUGUCGAACGAACGAACCUUCUUUCGGUACCUGCACAUCGCCGUGCUGCUCUCCGUCACAUCGGUUCUCCUGCUUCAUUAGGCCUUUGAUUAUUGAUCAUCGAACAUGUCGCUCAACGAAGUUUUUACUAAACUAAUUCGUCUUUCAUUUUCCUUACCUUUCUUUUUCUGGUUUUUGUGGUUAGGUGCUCCACCGCUAAUAUCACUGGAGACGUCAGUGUUAUACAUCGGCUUCCGCCAGUAGAGCUAACCUGUACUACAGUGGCGUGAACGAUCAGCGUCUAUGUGUUUUAUAAAUAUAUAACAUCUUUGAGUUCAUCCUUUCACGAGCCUCUGUCGUUAAAAUGCCAGCAUACAACAUCUAAUGGAGAACAUCGCCUAAGCCGGGUGCAGCACCGACUGGAGGCAAUAUUUUUCAGGACCUUUUUGGUGGUUUCACGCCAGAGCGCUUUGCGACGAGGGUAUGCUCUUACCUUCUUGCUGCAUUGGCGCUUUUCGUUGUGUUAUGGAGCUACGUCUUGUUCGAAUCUCGACUGACAAUACUCGGGCGCACCGGGGACAAGAGCUUACUGGUUACAGCAGGUGGUACUGUUUCUGCCAAAAGUGGAGGAGGGGAUAUAGAUGUGAAGCAUACAGCCUAUGGCGCAAAAACAGCGGUUGGACCGGAGAUUGUCCCAGCUGCGCUCUUCCUGGGGUUUUUCACGUGUUUGGGCGUGCAUCUUGUCGAUGAUUUGCCCCGUUUCCUCGAAUCAUAAACAAAUUUUUGUGGCCAUGCAACAAUCCAUGGCAAGAAAUUUUUGCAUCUUCUCACAACAAAUCGAUUCCGCGCACCUGGUACCACGCCCUUAGCAGUGUUGUUCUUUGAAGCGUGGAAAAUAGUCGUGCUGUUCUUUGAAG
Molecule: messenger RNA, 1309 nt
Organism: Amoebophrya sp. A25
Lineage: Eukaryota; Dinophyceae; Syndiniales; Amoebophryaceae
Source: the annotation of a GenBank genome assembly